AGACUCCACCGACUCCCGGUCGGACCGUGUCUCGACUGCCGCUGCUGCCGUCUGUCUCCGGCCGUUCCCUCCCCGCAAGCGGACGCAGGGAGCCGAGGCCUGGCGUGCGGGGUGCCAUGGAAGGCGGCAGGCAGGGGGACGCGGCGGGAGCGGAGACACUGGCCGGCUGAGGCCGAGGCAUGCGGAACCCCGGCGGAAGCCUGCUCCACACGCUGCCCCGGGCCUUGCAGCACGCCGGUCGGCCGGGCGGUGCGGAGCAGCCGGGCCGCUGGGCACCGGAGCGGACAGCGGGAGGGGACUGCUCGGAGGACCGCCUUCCCCGUGGGGGCGGGGCCAGCGCGGCUGCUGCUGCGGCGGCGGCCUCGGGCGCGCUGCUCGGCGCCUAUCUGGAGCGCCACGGUCCGCCCGCGGCCUCGGACUUGCCGGCGCCGGCCGGGGCGUUGGCAGGCGGCCCCGGGAGCGGCGGCGGCGUGGUGGUCGGGGUGGCCGAGGUGAGAAACUGGCGCUGCUGCUGCCUCGGCAGCACCUGUUGGUGCCGGAGCCUCGUGCUGGUGUGCGUGCUGGCCGCCCUGUGCUUCGCUUCCCUGGCCCUGGUCCGCCGCUACCUGCAGCACCUCCUGCUCUGGGUGGAGAGCCUCGACUCGCUGCUCGGUGUCCUGCUCUUCGUCGUGGGCUUCAUCGUGGUCUCCUUCCCCUGCGGCUGGGGCUACAUCGUGCUUAAUGUGGCGGCCGGCUACCUGUACGGCUUCGUGCUAGGCAUGGGGCUCAUGGUGGUGGGCGUCCUCAUCGGCACCUUUAUUGCUCAUGUGGUCUGCAAGCGGCUGCUCACCGCCUGGGUGGCCGCCAGGAUCCAGAGCAGCGACAAGCUGAGCGCCGUUAUCCGUGUCGUGGAGGGAGGAAGCGGCCUGAAGGUGGUGGCGCUGGCCCGGCUGACUCCCAUACCUUUUGGGCUUCAGAAUGCAGUGUUUUCGAUUACUGAUCUUUCCUUACCCAACUAUCUGAUGGCGUCUUCAGUUGGACUGCUUCCGACCCAGCUUCUGAAUUCUUACUUGGGAACCACACUACGGACGAUGGAAGAUGUCAUUGCAGAACAAAGUGUUAGUGGAUAUUUUGUCUUUUGUUUACAGAUUGUUAUCAGCAUAGGCCUCAUGUUUUAUGUAGUUCAUCGCGCUCAAGUGGAAUUGAAUGCAGCUAUCGUCGCUUGUGAGAUGGAACUGAAAACCUCUCUGGUUAAAGGCAGUCAACCGAAUCCCAGUGGCUCUUCCUUCUACAACAAGAGGACCCUCACGUUUUCUGGAGGUGGAAUCAAUGUUGUAUGACUCUUACAAACUGUGAUUGUCGAGCGCCUACUCUGCUGUCCGGGCCUAGCAGUCACUUACCUAAUGGCAGAGACAAGUGCCGUUGUAUUAUGGCACAAGCAAAACUGACUAGUUUUUAAAUUGCACAAUUUUCUAAAAGCAAGAAUCAUUUUCUGGGUCUGUAAAUGUAGAUGCAGCUUUGGCUGCCCCUUGUCAUACCUGUAAUGGCCUAUAGGUGUGCACUUUAGUGUUUUUGAAUUAUUUUAUUGCUGGGACUUAUGAACAGAGAAAUAACCCAAAUUUUUUUUUCUGUUUAGUAUCUUUAUUUAUAAAGCCCAUGAAUAGUUGUGUGCAUCUGUCUUUAAAGAUGAGUAAAAAUGUACAGUUCUCAGUGGCUCACUGUUGGAUGUUCUUUGCUUUGGCAUUCUGUCCAGAAGGGUAAACUGUUUUGUUUAUUGUUCACUUGUUUGUUUCAAGCAGGAAAACUUCGCUUUACUUUUCUUGCUUGUAAGAGAAUAGAUGUACUUUGGUCGAAUGUAUGUCAGCAUUAUGUCACUGUGGGCCAUUUACAACUUUGCGUACAAGCGUAAAUCCUACAUUGUGGGACUGAAGUGCUCUUAAGACCCCUUUUAUUUUCACUGUGUAAUAUGCAAAGUGAAAGGGACAUUAUUUAGCAGGCGACUCACAAGUCGAGCCUGCAUUCUUAUUUGAUUAUCCUGUUUUCACCCUUUAGGCCUCAUCCAAGGGCUGUCCGAAAGCACUCUUACCAAACCAUUUCUCCCUUUUAUAUUAAUAAUUAGGCUUUGAAAUUAACAUAUUAUUCCUAUAAAACGGUGGGCUUACCAUUUCUGACGUUGUCAUUCAGGUGGCCUUGUUUAGUCAAAACGCCUUGUUAAAAAGAAACAAGCUUUAAAAUCACGUUUAUAGUUUCAGUAAAGUACUUAUAAUAUAUAUGUCUCUAUAGUUUUCAGCUUUAAAACUAUAAACAAACAUUAAUAAAAGCCCAUGUUUGUGCUAUCUGCUGUAUUAUUGCUGUUUUGUUUGGGGCUUUGAUAAUUCCUUUUCCCUGAUGAGACUCAGGAAUUCUGAAAUGUGAAAUCGUCUUGGUUCUUUUUCUCGGAGCAUGUGUGUUUGCUAACAGCACAUAGGACUUAGCAUACAGUAAUCUGACAUGAUUCACACAGCGAACACUCAUUGAUCAGCUUUACUUUUGAAGUAGUUAAUUGCAAACUUAAUGAAUAGUUGAUUUUGUUGGUUACAAAUGAGACUGUAGUAAUACGGUAACGUUUUCUGUUAAGUACUUGGCUUUUCUAUGACUGUUCCAACCUGUCAGAAGUCUCUCCGCUGCCUUUUCCUGGCGGUAAAACCAUUGCCCUGGUAGCUGCUGACAUAGAGUAAUCCUGUGCAAGCAGAUUUUUCUAGCUUAACACCAGAGAUGACUUUGAUUGUGUUCACAUACAAGGUUUUUGCCCAGUUCAGGUUGUUUUCCUUCCCUCCCUGAUACGUAAAUUCCUUCGCCUCUGAGUAGCAGUAGAAGACCAGAGUAACUAUGACAAAGGCACCUGGUCUACAGCGCAUGCCUGGCCUCCAGACCUUUGUUAUCAGUAGAGAAACAACUAUGUAUACUUUGAGUCCUCACUGCCUGUUUAGUUUUAUUUAGUUUAACCAUCCCAAUAAAGGAAAUAUUUGAUUUGUUCUUGUUUUUAGUCUGACUUUGCAAACUUUUUCUUGUGUUUCUUAUCAGCUGCUUUUUGUUAAGGACUAUUUAAGAUCACGGUUUUCAUGCUUGUUUUACAGUUGGUGUAUUUUGAAGUGCAUUAUAUUUACUUAGCAUUUGUAACUUGAACGACUUCACCAAAUGAGUACCUUUUGGUAAUUUGUAAUAACUUCUUCCAAAUGUUAACACUUUCCCUGGUAAUUGUAUUACAUAUGUGAAGAGAAAAGAAAUAAUUUUCUGUAUUCUGCCAAUCAUAAUUUUAUAUAAUAAAUCAUCAACUUUUAUAGUAGUAUGGAUUGACAAUUUCUAAAGUUCUAAUGUAGCUGUGCUUUUCCCUCCUUUAGCAUUUCCAAGGUACCAGUAAACAGCCCUUCAUGAUUGCCAAGUUAUUUGAUCGGUGCGUCCGGUGGCUGGUGGCUGAGUUAUAUUUAUACUCACUGUAAUCUGUACAACAUAGCCCUGUCAUGGUCACUGGCUCUAACCCUGUACCUUGAGCUUACACAGCAGGAGUUGCCAGGCAGUGCUCUGGGCACACGUUGCCUCCAGCAGUGUUUAGGCAGUGCUUGUUCAUGGAAGUGAAACGUGGUGUCCUUACAUUGGUAAACUACAGUCUGAUGUUGCUUUAUGUUCCUUUAGAGUCCACCUAGUUUUCACUCUGGUUAACGCUGUGUUCUGUCUUCCCUAAGAUUGCCUCUUGGACAAAGUUGUAUUACCUCUUUUUAAAACCAUGUUUAUAUUUACUGUGCUUUAAUGUCACUUUUAUUUCAUCAUCUGAUCUGUGAAAAAUGGAAAUCUGUACUCUUGGUGAAAAUCAUGCUAUCGAGUCACUGUUGCCAGAAUGUUCACUCUCAGUUUAUAUUCAGAGUCAGCCAUACUCACCCUUGAUGCACUGUAACUGGCUGCUAAUGUUCCACGGUGGCUUUCCCCAACGCUCAUGCAAUUUCCUCUCGGAAAACUAUUGAAUCCAUUGUUUAUUUGCCCUCACUGUAAACAAACUAAACGGUUGAGACACACGCACGUCCCCAGCACCAGACCUGUUAACCCGUGGUGGUGAUUUGGACUCUUACUGGGGAAGUUACUGUGACUUAAAUUUGAUGUCCGUGAGACUGAACUUUCCAGUUCUUGAAAGCUGCUAGUCUGUGCCACAUUGGUACAAUAGAUCCUUCCUGUGUGGCAGAUGGAUGCCAUUUACAGGAAAGGAGCAUCGAAGAGAAAAAAGUUUAUUGGGAAACCAGACAACAGCUGUAACUGGGUUGAUGGCCUUGGAGCUGAGAUAGUGUUGCCGCUGAAGGCUACUCCCAGGCUUGGAAUGGUCCAGGUAAUAGUUAUUGUCUGGAUCCUCAGAUGUUUCUGGUUUCUCUUAUAAUAAGGUAUUUAGGAUAUAUAUUUUUAAAGUUCAUUGCUUUAGGCUGAAAAGCCAUUUAAACGGGGUGAGGAGUUACUUUCUUAGGACAUUUAAAACUCAGGAGUUCAAAUAAACUCACAAAUUGAACAGACACUGUUGACUUUGCGACCUGGUACAUCUGAACUGCACAGUGAUUGCUACAGACUGUUCUCAAAGGUGACUGGGAUCUACAGUAGCAGAUUCUAACAGCAAAACAGUUACAAUGUCUUGAAAGUUGGUAUCCCAAAUCACUCGUGUGCCUAAGAAAAUAAAAGGAAAUAUUUUA
Rattus norvegicus (Norway rat) is the source of this 4685-nucleotide messenger RNA. It is a transcript of the gene Tmem64, whose product is annotated as transmembrane protein 64. Bases 180 to 1319 code for a protein of 379 amino acids. The record is from RefSeq and is marked validated. The transcript has 3 exons. Lineage: Eukaryota; Metazoa; Chordata; Mammalia; Rodentia; Muridae.